GAAGCCUUUCAGUGGUACACCUGAGAUAACUUGCAGAGAAAAAAAAAUGUUUGGACUGAAUUCUGCUUGUCUUGUGUAACGUUGUUGAUUAAAGCAACGUAAUAUACUAUCUUUGAUUAAAGUACCGGCUAGAUAACAUAAGAUGGCGUCUACAUCUGACGCGGACACACGGCCUGUUUCUAAUGUAGAGGAAGACAGAAGUCGCCUCUGCGACGAGUUUGCUGUGGUAACAGGAACUGAUAGCGCUGUGGCUCAGUGCUACCUGGCUGAGAAUGACUGGGAGAUGGAGAGAGCUUUAAACUCAUUCUUUGAGGCUGAUUUGGAGAAGGCAUUUGAUGAAGACGUUCCAGACAGUGAGGCCAGCCCCGAAAAGAAUAGGCAUAAGGUUGAAGAAAAACCUCCAGCAGAGUGCAUAGAUUUGACCGGAGACAGUCCAGCCUCCACAGACAAACCCCCGGAAGAAGAUGACAAUAAACUGUCGCUGAUCUCCUGGAACGUGGAUGGACUUGACACAGACAACCUUGGAGAGCGUGCCAGAGGCCUGUGCUCCUACUUAGCCCUAUACACUCCUGACGUGGUGUUCCUACAGGAGCUCAUUCCGCCUUACGUCCAGUACCUGAGGAAGCGGGCUGUCAGCUACCUCAUCAUUGAAGGUGGUGAAGAUAAUUACUUCAUUGGGAUGAUGCUGAAGAAGUCACGGGUCAAGCUUGUGGAGAGCGAGAUAAUACCUUACCCCACUACUCAAAUGAUGAGGAAUCUGCUCGUAGCUCAGGUGACUUUUAAAGGCCUGAAGCUGUGUCUGAUGACGUCCCACCUGGAGAGCUGUAAAGGCCAAGCAGGGGAGCGGAUGAAACAGCUGCGAGUGGUGAUGCAAAGGAUGAGAGAGGCUCCUGACGAUGUCACCGUCCUCUUUGGAGGGGACACAAACCUCAGGGACUCUGAGGUCACCAAGGUGGGUCUGCCACCCAGUGUCUGCGACGUAUGGGAGCGACUGGGAAAACAAGAGCACUGCCGCUACACAUGGGAUACCAAAGCCAACAGCAACAAAAAUGUUCCUUACAUCGCCCGCUGCCGCUUCGACCGGGUCUACCUCCGCCCAGCCACCAAGGAUGGCAUCCCACGCCUGGUCCCUGACCACAUGGCCCUGGUGGGUCUGGAGAAGCUGGACUGUAAACGCUUCACUAGUGAUCACUGGGGAAUCUACUGUAGCUUCUCUGCUGCAUAGAAAUGCAUGAAACAACCUGAAAUAUGCCAGUUUUCUAUCAACUGCUCUAGUUUGUUUUGUGUGUUUGACAGUCCCAGCGCGGACAUUGUCCGUGCUGGAUUCAGACCACAGAAACAUUUUAUCUGUGCAAGAUGUUCUGACCUCAUCUGAGGUUUGUUACCUGUAAAUCUUAUCUUCUAAUUUCAUUUCUCUUGCUGAAGUCUCUUCCCAAGUUUUUUAAGAAGUUAGAUAAAUGUAGAAUGUACCAAUAAAUGUUAAAAUAUCAAAGUUUGCAGCACUGUGUGUGUAGUAUUGGCAUCUGACCACUAGAGAGCACUACAGAGUUGAAUUGCAAUUGUUAAAAAAAAGACAUUUUCUGGUAGCCAGAGGCUCAGUAUUUACAAUGAAAUAAAUAAAAUCAGUUUGAGUCUGAAUUGUAACUCCAAAGAAUUAAGCCUGCAGUUUAAGCUGUAGGUCCAUAAAACAUGACACAACAGCAAAUCGUCAGACAAAUAAGAAAUUAAAAUCAUAGGGUGGAUUUCUUGAUGCAUUUGCAGCUGCUUUAGUACUGUUAUUUAUUUACAUUAUUAAUUACACCUGUAGUUUUCCUAAUGCGUCAUGUAAAAAGGCCUAUGAGAAUGAUAAUGUAAAUUAUGAUUUAAUAGCACCUAUAAUCUACAGUUCUACAUUAUGACCUUAUUUCUACCCCAAAACCAAAUAUAACCUCGUCCUCACAGUCUCUGCCAACACACUGUCAAGACGUCUGCCUCACCUCCUUCUGUAAUGCACCCUUCAGAUUUGAGAGUGUGUUUUCAUGUUAGCUCGGUGAGCAGACAGCACAGUUUUCUACAGCACAGUCACAGCAAGCGGAGAAGAGCUGACCUUAGGAGGGAACACAGAUGCGACUCUUCCCUGGGAGCAGGCGUCAUCAGAACAGGCCUCCCUCCCCCGUUUGUCCCCACUCACUGGUUCCUGAUUAGCAAGGACACAUGAGCAAAGUCCGUCCAGCUCUAAUGAGUUCACCUAAAGCCUCAAACACAUUCAAUGAGUGUUCUUUUUUUUUCUUUUUUUUUUUUUUUUUUUAAAUCUGAGCCUGACUGUUUUCAUACAACCUCACACUGUGCCACAAAUUGACACAGUUAUCUCAUUUUUUUCAACUUGCUUUGUUGAUUGGAUGGGACAAAGUUAGAUCUGAACCUUCAAGUUUUUAUGCAGCUGCAAAACAAAUACAGAUAUAAUUAUUUAUUGUCUUUUUUUGGACAUAUAAAAAAAAAGAUCCAAAGAUGUAGUGCUAACAGUAGGUCGCUCUGUGAAAGGGGUACCACCUCUAGCUCUGGCAAUGCAUUUCAUUUUAUUGAUCAUCACAAUCACUACAUGCUAGAACAUUGAUGGGUGUGGUGGAGUGGAGAGAAUUUUAAGAGCAGUGGAGUGAGACAAAAUGAAAAUGCAAAGGCCAUUUUGGGCCCAAUACAAAAAAAGAAAGAAAGUAGAAGACAGUUAUUAUUGAGGUUCAGUGAUAUUGUUUCUUUUUACCAUUGUUUUGUUACCUAAGAUGUUGACUGAUUGAUUGAUUGAUUGAUUGAUUGAUUGAUUUCUCAUUAGGUUUUGUUUUUUGUUUGUGAUAAGUUCGAAAAAUCAAAUACAAUCUCAAUGUCUCUUGCAGUGUCUCCUCCUCACCCCUGCUUUAUCUUGUUGCCACCUAUGAGUUACCUGGGUUCAGGUGUGCUUCACACAGGUGAAGGGAUGUGGCCAGUAGGAAACAAAGGAGCAGGGAUUUGUUUGGGGAGGAUUUCCUGAUUUUGUUGGGGAAAGAGGAAAGCAGAAUGGGGUGGAGUGGAGACAGCCUGCCUUGGGAGGAGAAUAAACUUGAAUGGACUCGU
This is a messenger RNA of Epinephelus fuscoguttatus (brown-marbled grouper), 3084 nucleotides long. It is a transcript of the gene tdp2b, whose product is annotated as tyrosyl-DNA phosphodiesterase 2b. Gene Ontology annotation, biological process: double-strand break repair. Gene Ontology annotation, molecular function: single-stranded DNA binding; 5'-tyrosyl-DNA phosphodiesterase activity; protein binding. Bases 143 to 1225 code for a protein of 360 amino acids. The transcript has 7 exons. The record is from RefSeq and is a predicted model, not a curated record. NCBI's taxonomy places the organism in Eukaryota, Metazoa, Chordata, Actinopteri, Perciformes, Serranidae. Gene Ontology annotation, cellular component: cytoplasm; PML body.